GUGUUGUAUAUAUCAUGUGAAACAGAGGAUGUUGUUAUUUUAGAGCCCGCGUGGUUAUGCAGCACUAUCAUUGGCUACUUGUUGUCACAGGAGAGUCUAGAAAAAGCCAGGGUGACAGGAAUUUAUUCUGCUGAUGACAUUCAACUAUUGUAUCCCGAAGCGGAUGGUUUAAAACUCUUACAAAUACUGGAAGCUCUUCAGCUUUGCACAAAAUGUGAAACUGAAGAUGAUGUCGAAUAUGAGUUUCCUUGUUUUAACAUGAUGGAAAUGCUCGAUGGCAUCUGGUCUCCUGCACAAUACACUUUCUAUGGAGGAGUAAGUUUAAUGUGCAAAGAAAAACCUCUCCUAGGUUGUAUUUUCCCAAAAAUACAGGUAAACUUACGCAGAAUGUCGAAAGCGAACACAGAGAACGAUCUUUACCAGUGGUGCCAAGGCAGCAAGUUCUGUUGCGGUCAGAUAGAAGGUCUUGUCACGGUCAAUGGCACAGCUUAUGAAAUCAGAGUGAGAGGAACAAUGAAAUCAGAAUGUUUCUAUUUACAAGAGGAGUUGAUCACUUUAAUCACUCAAGUAUUUGCAGACGUUUGUCCAGGCAUUUUACUUGAAAGGCACGCCCUCAGCAGUUCUCAAUUGCAAGAUCAUUCAAAAUACACUUUUGCUUAUCCCCCAAAUUUACUCAUGAAUACUUUGAUAAAAGAUGGUAUAUAUGGAACGGUUACAAACAAAGUAACUGGAGAAAGAGAAACUCUUUUGUCCAUUUUAUUUUUCAACGAGCCAAAAGUACUUCAAUCGAUCAAGCACUCCAUUCCAACAGCAUCUGAUAAGUUACUCAUUCCUCGAAGCAAAACAUUUAGCUCAUCGUUUCAAAAUCAAUCACUUUGUUCUAAAGCAUGCCAAAGAAGAGGGUCCCUGCCACAGACUAGCAACAGCCUGCACUAUAGCACUUCAAACUCUGCUCUGCAUGACACUUUUCUUCGCAAAGACCGAGAAAAGUCGCCAGAUUUCAACAUUGAUCAAAAUAUUGUUACUCUAGCACUCGAUUUGCAUGCCUCAUAUUUACCAAUAGCAUGCAUACAGUGCCUUUGUGCAGUUCUGGAUCCUCAGGAUUCUAUGGGUCGAGACUGGUGUAUGCUGGGAGUUCUCUUGGGGAUGGUACACAAAAUGCCAAAAAUUGAUCCGGGUGACAAUCCUGCAUUUAGUCCUACAGCCUGCAUUUUCCAUGAGUGGAUGAAGUCGGAAGAAAGCAGCAUUGGCACACUAUUAUCGAAGCUCAAGGAAUUAGAAAGAACAGAUGCAAGUGAGAAUUUCAUACCUGUUUUGCCUUUGUUCAAAAUUGAGCGUUUCAAUGAAACAGCAUUUAGUGGCUUAAAGACAUGAACAGGAAAUUUUUUU
Messenger RNA from Parasteatoda tepidariorum (common house spider), 1389 nucleotides. The record is from RefSeq and is a predicted model, not a curated record. Lineage: Eukaryota; Metazoa; Arthropoda; Arachnida; Araneae; Theridiidae.